Hyaloscypha bicolor E is the source of this 1659-nucleotide messenger RNA. RefSeq lists its product as uncharacterized. Bases 1 to 1659 code for a protein of 552 amino acids. The record is from RefSeq and is a predicted model, not a curated record. The transcript has 4 exons. Gene Ontology annotation, molecular function: protein kinase activity; ATP binding. Gene Ontology annotation, biological process: protein phosphorylation. Lineage: Eukaryota; Fungi; Ascomycota; Leotiomycetes; Helotiales; Hyaloscyphaceae.
AUGGCCGAAGCACUGGGAACAGCAUUAGGUCUUGUAGGUGCUGUCGGGGUCCUGGCUCAGACCUUCGACGGAUGCAUAAAGGCCUACGCCUUCUUCACCACGGCAGCGAACCUCGGGCGAGAUAGCGAGCGACUCGUCUGCAAGAUCCGCAUCGAAGAAAUGCGGUUGCUGGUCUGGGGACGAGAAUGGGGCGUUGUCGAGGGAAAGCUGGAAGCUCAUUUGCAGGCUGAGAGCAAUUCGGGGAAUCAGAGGUUGAGGCAGCUUGCUGUCUCUAUUUUGACGCAAUUGCAUCGGACGAUUACGGAUUUUAAUAAGUUGCAGGAUAGGUAUGGGUUAAGAGAGGAGCUUAUGAGUCCUGUUGAUGAGAAGCUGCCCGCACCGAAGAAGACGGAUAGUUCAAGUGUAGCGGGGAGAUUGAGGAAUGAGCUGCAGUUGCGUGCGAAAUGGGUUAUCGCCGACAAGGAGAAGUUUACAGUGCUUUUAAGAGACUUGAAGGAUUAUAACGAUGGGCUUGAACAGUUGUUUCCGCCUUCGAGGCUGGCCAGCGUUCAGAGAGCAUGGACGAAUGAGCUUCUGCAAAGUGCACAAAGGGAUCUGGCUAAAUUGAGCUUGCUGGAAACUGCUUCAAGUGGGGUAUAUCCUCAAUUGAACGCUUCCGCUAGCCUGAAGCAGUUGAAAAUCAAUCUCGACACCAAAACCACCGCGCAUUUCAAGCCAACGUAUGCUCUGAAAAUACAACGAACGGAUCUUUCGUUCUCAGGUCAAGACGUCAGACGAAAUCACGGUGCUUAUAAAAAUCCAUCAACAUCCAGUAUCGAAAAUGUUCUUGUUGAGUGGGUAGAAUAUGAUAAAGAGGAUCUCGAUGCGAGGUUAAACACAGUUAGAAGAGUGGAUGACCUCGCAAGAUGCAUUCAUAGUGCUUCUAAUCGACAUCCAGAUCUCCACACGCUAGACUGCUUGGGCUAUACAGAUGACACCACAGUGAACCAAUACGGAUUAUUAUAUAAAGCCCCCCAGCCAUCGUCUUCGAACCUCAACACACUCAUAAAUAGCAACGAGUUCAGGACCCCAGAUCUUGGCGACCGAUUCAAGCUGGCCCACACUUUGGCCGUUGCUCUAUGGUCCCUACAUUCCCUUGAUUGGCUUCAUAAAUCUUUCUCCAGUUCGAAUGUCUUGUUCUUCCCUUCGGCGUUCUCGAGUUCAGCCACGAAAACCACCGCGGCAGCUGCGAGCAUACCAGAUAUAUCAUCCCCAUAUCUUCUAGGCUUCGAUGUCUCGCGGCCCGACGGUAUCGGUGAAAUGUCUGUAGGGAGCAAGAAUCCAGCUGCCUCCGAUCUCCACCGCCAUCCUAGUUCCUUGAACGGAAUGUCAAGGAAGCCAUAUUGCAAGAGCUUCGAUAUUUAUAGCUUAGGCAUUGUUCUGUUAGAGAUUGGUUUGUGGAAAGUUCUUCAACUUUAUCACAAGCCACACUACUCUGCAGAAAGGUUCCGAGAUAAGGUUGUAGUCCAGAAUCUUAUACCAAAUUUGAAUAGCAAGACUGGCAGGAUGUAUAGGGAGGUAGUCGAGCGAUGCAUCUUUGCCAGAGAAGAUCUCCCAGGCCAAGAAGCCGGACAGCUGAUGGAAUAUGUUGUGGAAUCGUUGGAGACCCUUCGUGUAUAA